AUGACAAAAUCACCGGCUCAAGAAAAUAACAUGGACUAUCGAGAUCAUAAGAGUUCAACGUUACUUGCUUCAACAGCCAUUGAUCGUUUAACUGAUAAACUUCGUCGACUAGAAAAUGAACGUUGUAGUUUAAAUUUACAAGUUCAAGUUUUGACCGAACAACUUGAACUUCAACAUGAUACAAUUAAUGAAUUUG
Didymodactylos carnosus is the source of this 196-nucleotide messenger RNA. The record is from the annotation of a GenBank genome assembly. NCBI's taxonomy places the organism in Eukaryota, Metazoa, Rotifera, Eurotatoria, Philodinida, Philodinidae.